GGGCCGGAUGUGAGCUCGCCCCCGGAAGCUGAGCGCCGCCAUUUUGCUGGGCGAGGUGGCGGGUCGGCGGGCGCGAUGCGCAUCGAGAAGUGUUAUUUCUGCUCGUCGCCCGUGUAUCCGGGACACGGCAUGAUGUUCGUCCGCAACGACUGCAAGGUUUUCAGAUUCUGCGGAUCAAAAUGUCAUAAGAAUUUUAAGAAGAAGCGUAACCCAAGAAAGGUCAGGUGGACAAAGGCCUUCCGCAAGUCAGCUGGCAAAGAGUUGACAGUGGAUAAUUCAUUUGAAUUUGAAAAACGUAGGAAUGUACCAGUCAAGUACCAGAGAGAGCUGUGGUCUCUGUCAGUUAAAGCAAUGAAGAGAGUUGAGGAAAUCAAACAGAAGCGCCAAGCAAGAUUUGUUAUGAACAGAUUGAACAAAAGUAAAGUGUUACAGACAAAGGCCGACAUCAAAGAGGUCAGACAGAACAUCCAUCUCAUCAAGGCUCCUCAUGCAGACAAGUCAAAGAAAUUGGAGGAAAAGAUAGUGGAGACUUUGCCGGAAAAUAUGGAAAUGGCAGAAGAUUCUUAACUUUUACUGCCGGUAACCAGAAAGGACUGUAUGAGAUACGUGUGCAGCCGAGAUCCCAUUAAUUUUCAUCUGUCGAGCUGUGGAUAAAAUAAAAUCUUAAAAUGUAUCCACUAGUGACCCAACAAUCCUUUGUAACUCUUUAACCGAUGUAAUUUAAACAGGUGGGAUAUAUCAGAUUCACCUGUCUUGUUCUUCCAGGCUCCAGUUGACCUCCCUGACGUUGACUAUUAAAUAUUCAUAAAGCACUUCGCUCCCAUAAAAGCAGAAAGAGCGAUGAUGGUAGAUAAGCUGAACAGUUGGAAACCGCCUCCGUGGAUUUGAUUUAAAUAACCUCAAUAUUUUUUCUCCCUUUAUUAUAAACCUCUUCCAUAAGUAUAUUUUUAAAUGGUUGUUGAUUGAGUUGCUAGCUUCAAACGUUGCUGCUGUCGACUAGAAAUGGAAAACUCCAGUCAACAGGUUAAAAAUCUGUGAUAUCUUGAUUUUGGAAAAUCGUGCUAUUUAUGCAAAUAUUUUCAUUACCUGUUUUCAUUUGGUGAAUUAAAUUCGAUAUAAUAUA
This is a messenger RNA of Leucoraja erinaceus (little skate), 1123 nucleotides long. It is a transcript of the gene rsl24d1, whose product is annotated as ribosomal L24 domain containing 1. The transcript has 6 exons. NCBI's taxonomy places the organism in Eukaryota, Metazoa, Chordata, Chondrichthyes, Rajiformes, Rajidae. The record is from RefSeq and is a predicted model, not a curated record. The coding region runs from base 76 to 567 and encodes 163 amino acids. Gene Ontology annotation, cellular component: nucleolus. Gene Ontology annotation, biological process: ribosomal large subunit biogenesis.